AUGGGUAAGAUUAUCUUUUACGAGGACAGAAACUUUCAAGGUCGUAGUUAUGAGUGCGGUAAUGACUGCACAGACCUGCACUCCUACUUCAGCCGCUGCAACUCCAUUAAGGUGGAGAGCGGCUGCUUCAUGAUAUAUGAACGCCCCAACUACAUGGGGCACCAGUACUUCAUAAGAAGGGGGGAGUACCCAGACUACCAGAGGUGGAUGGGCUUCAGUAGCUGUAUUCGAUCUUGCAGAGUCAUUCCUAUGUACAGGGGAUCCUACAGGAUGCGCAUCUAUGAGAAGGCCGACUUCGGCGGUCACGUGAUGGAGUUCAUGGACGACUGCCCCUGUGUGUCUGACCGCUUCCACCACCGCCAUGUCUACUCCUGUAACGUGAUGAACGGCUACUGGAUCUUUUAUGAGUACCCAAACUUCAGGGGCAGACAGUACUUCAUGAAGACUGGGGAGUACAGGAGAUACCGUGACUGGUGUGCCACCAGCGCCAUUGUUGGCUCUUUCAGAAGGGUCACUGACUUUUAG
Clupea harengus (Atlantic herring) is the source of this 525-nucleotide messenger RNA. RefSeq lists its product as uncharacterized. The transcript has 3 exons. NCBI's taxonomy places the organism in Eukaryota, Metazoa, Chordata, Actinopteri, Clupeiformes, Clupeidae. Bases 1 to 525 code for a protein of 174 amino acids. Gene Ontology annotation, molecular function: structural constituent of eye lens. Gene Ontology annotation, biological process: lens development in camera-type eye; visual perception. The record is from RefSeq and is a predicted model, not a curated record.